GCAGCUCUCAACCCACUUAAUCAGAUUUCAAGAAUUAGGGUUUAAUUGAUGAAUAGAUGUCUGUCAAGACCACCCAAGCCGAUGGUCAAGUAGGGUCUCGGAAGAACAAGCGCCUUGUAUCUCACCAAUCUCUUACAGCAGACAUCAAAGAAGAUAAGUCUUUUCUAUCACCAAACUUUCCUAUAACUUGCACUAUUGCAAAAACUAAGAGAGCCGAUUCUAAUCAAAUGAACAAGCUCCACUAUCCUCAACUUUAUAGAAUUCAUUAUGCGAAGACACAACGAGCACAAGUGUCACGUUCCGCUGGAGAACAAGUUGUGUUGCAGGUGGGAUUAGUGGGCUCUAGCUCCCCAUCUUAUGUUCCCAUUUUUUUGUCAUCGGAUGUCUCUUACUUCAGGAUUCCGACACCUCGGAUUGAGUUUUGUGUUUCUCAACCUCUUUGGUCUCUCACGCUGCCAAUGGCAUCCUUUCAGCGUUUCGUCCAGCUGCUUCAGCGACAGCAAUGAGGGUGCUCAUUCUUUAUCAUUCUCCAUGCUGGAAAUGUGGGGUCCAAAAUCGGGGAAUGUAAUCUGUGGAGGAACUGUCAGUUUCUUCCAGAUUUCCAGUGAGCCUCGAUCUGGAGCGAGUCAGGAAGUGGAACUGGCCAUGGAUGGUGUAUUGAGGAAAAUGAUUACAUUACUUUGUAAGACAACCGCAUCAUUACGGAUGGCUACCUACCGCAAUUUGAAGGUCAUUAGUUCACUUUCACUCUUCACGAAUUUGUUCUUGGAGAGGUUUGAAAGAACGAGAAGUUAAACAUUCCGACGCAUUUAAUUAGGAUCGUCACUUACUGUUUCGCAUUGUCUGUGGUGUAAUUGACGAGUCAAUUGAUACCAUCUCACCACAGAUUGCAUGAACUAGUCAA
Molecule: messenger RNA, 904 nt
Organism: Physcomitrium patens
Lineage: Eukaryota; Viridiplantae; Streptophyta; Bryopsida; Funariales; Funariaceae
Source: RefSeq, a predicted model, not a curated record